AUGGGAUGGAAUAAUAAUAAUAGAAUAGAAAAUAAAAGUAAUGUAAUAUUAAAUGGAUGGAUAGAUGGAUGGGUGGUCUCCAAUUAUUUUAAUCCUGUAGGCGGGGCAGUCUCAAAGAUAUUUAUUAUUGUAUUUAUAAUAAACAAUGAAAUCGAUUGUCGCGUGGCAUUAAAUUAUGCGUUGAGAAGAACAUUAGCCGGUCCAGCAUCCUCCACCUCAACCUACUCCCCAAAGCUUGACCCAGGAAAAGCUGCCCCAUCAGGUAACUCUGGUGAAGGUUACAGACGUCCAGGUACCGCUGCUUCUGGUCCACAAUCUGCCACUGCUCCAUACGUCCCAACCACCGACAUUGGCAAGCAAGCUCCAUCUGGUCAAACCUCAGACUCUUUCCGUAGAUUCAACAGCGCUUCUGGUCCACAAUCCUCACAAGCUGCAUACACCCCAACCAACGACCCAGGUGUCAGCUCCUCAGUCUCUGGUGGAGGUGGUAACGACUACUUCUCUCACCACAAUGACCAAAACUAA
Messenger RNA from Cavenderia fasciculata, 525 nucleotides. RefSeq lists its product as uncharacterized. The record is from RefSeq and is a predicted model, not a curated record. The coding region runs from base 1 to 525 and encodes 174 amino acids. Lineage: Eukaryota; Evosea; Eumycetozoa; Acytosteliales; Cavenderiaceae. The transcript is spliced from 5 exons.